Molecule: messenger RNA, 2001 nt
Organism: Peronospora matthiolae
Lineage: Eukaryota; Oomycota; Peronosporomycetes; Peronosporales; Peronosporaceae
Source: the annotation of a GenBank genome assembly
AUGCAGACGUGGCCGGGCCGUCGCCAGCGCUCGUCCAGUGUGGUGCUACUGAGCAAACUGUCGGCGAUUGUACGACGUAGCAGCGGGUUCCAGAGCAGUCUGGAAGACGCACGCAGUAGCAGUCAAAGCUUGUGUUGCUACGAGGAAAAGGUGCAGGAAGAUGACGACGAAGACAAUGAGGACGAAGGCGACGACGGUGCGGGUGAUGGCCAUACGAAGGAGACUGCACAGUCUACAGAUCGCUGCAGUACGGAGGUAACAACCACGGCGCAAUCAAGCAUAACCAUGUGGAAUCCGUGCGGUAGUGGAACAAGCAAGGAUGGGACGAUUGAGCGGCUCCAGUUUUACCCAGUGCGGCCGCUUGUGGCGGCAACGCUGGUGAGGCCAUUGAGUCACGAGGAGCUCUGGCGACGGACAGCGCUCGAAGUGCAGAUGGGAGAGUUUGGCGCUUUGCACGCGAGUUUUGCACCAGUAGUGACGACGGUGAAUGAUCAUGAGGAGAAAGACGAGGUGGCUGAAGGGGGGGAGGAAGCUACUGGAGAGGUGAAUGUUGAUGAAAGGGACGGCAGCGAAGUGGAAGGACGUAGAUCUAUUCGACGUUCGGGGGGGGAUGGUACACGACCUUUCGAAGUAGAUGGCGACUCGGAGGAAAACACAGUCUGCGAUAACGGUGGGGAGCUACUGGAAUUUGACCAGGCAAACAUUCGGACAAGUGUGCGCAAGUUGAUGUGUCGGAUCGAAAGUGAGAGUUUUAUUGAGGAAUCGGACGUGCUGAUUGAUGGCGCCACGGAGAACUUGUACCAGAAUGAUGACUGUGGCGAGGAAGGUGAUGAUGGUGGUGGUGGCGGCUACAAGACUGAGAAUGUUGACGAGCUUGAGCUCGAUAACAGCUACGACGACGACAGAAUCAGCGGCGAGCAGGACAAGGCGGCAUUAGAGCUCGCACAGGAGCUGAGUCCCAAUGAGCACCAAUUACAGCAACGCCGACGGACUCAUCUGUUCGCCUGUGCAGCUGAACAUGCAAUGUUGUCAGCCCAGGACCAGCUUACCUCGAGCGUGCGCCGGUUAGUGAUCGAGCUCAAAGACGAUUCUGAUCAGAUGCGCAAACCAUUGACUCAGUCGUAUGGAAUCCGCCGCAAGUCUGCACAUAGCCCAAAACGGGGGAGAGCUGGGUCAUGCCCGUCUGCAUAUGAUCUCGGCAUCUCGUCUCCUAGCGACGAUGGAUCCUUGAUGCUUACACCACCACCUCUUAGUCCCACGUCCGUUCCGCAAGACGUGCACCCUGGUAAGAAGCACAAGAAGAGUGCAUUUUCGAGAAUUUGUCCACGCGUUUUGGCGACGCUGCACUUGAGGAAGAAGCGCAAGACGUAUUUGUUCACCGACGAGGAACUGGAGACGAUUGAAGGUGCUCGGUGGAAGAUCGUAGAGCUUGCUUUUCGCUUCGGCGGCAAACAUCGCUCGUAUCUGGUCCAGGCGAUCAACAUGUUCUUUCCACUGCUGAAGUAUGGACGACGUGGUGAUGCUCAUGCUACUAGGCUCCACUGUAACUGCUGCGGUACACUACAGUGGCAGCAUAAACGCGGAGGACUGAGCAGAGCAGUAGAUCUGGCGGAAGUACUGCAAGUGCUUGACGGUCGACAGACUGGUGUGUUUCGCAAGUAUCCAUCCACCAGCACACUUGAGGCGCUCUCUUUCUCGAUCGUUUUCCGGGACCGCACGUUAGAUUUGGAGACCAAGAGCUCCAGUCAUCGCGACUGGAUUGUUAGUGCUCUUCGUACUCUCAUAGCUUACGCGCGCCGCCAACGUCGCAUCGAGCAGCAGGCUAUUGCGGAACGCACGAUCCUGCCACUGGAAGAUGACGAGUCACCGCCUCACAUCUCCGUGGGUCUCUUACCCAUGGGGUCCCCGUCGCUUUCGGCAGCCCAAGCAAAUCGACAGCUCGAUGGAUCCACCAAUAUAGCAGCAAGCCCCACUAAGUAUAAACUUCGGACAGUGUACUGA